CGCCAAGCCUCUUAAACCCUGGUUUGAAUUCCAAAACCCUCGCAAGUCGCAACAACCUUUACAUUUUGCUCUCACCAAAACGCGACUGACUAGUGACUACUGAGAGUGAAACCGAGAAGAUGGCUUGGCGCAGCGGGUCGCUUUCCAGGUCGUUGCUCUCCGCCACAAGAGCUCAUUCUUUUCGGUGCCGGCCGACGCUUCCCCACCUCCGCCCGCCACCACUUAUCCCUCGCCCCCAGCCUCGACGCUUUGCUUUCGCCAAUCCAAGGACAAUGGGGGAGUUGGGAUGCAUUCAAUCGCUCAUGCCCCUGCACAGCGUAGUGGCUGCACCUCGCCUCACAUCGCACCUCGCUGUUGAUGCGCGUGCGUGUUGUGAGUUGUCUCAGGGUACCUUCUGCCGUACUUGUCAAGAUCGCUAGUAGUUUCUUUGUACUUGACUCGACUGUUGAACCAAGCACUACGAGUGCACCAUGUGAGCCAGUGAGUACAGGUGAUCCAAGAAAUGGUAAAGCAUGUGAA
Nelumbo nucifera (sacred lotus) is the source of this 519-nucleotide messenger RNA. Its product is annotated as protein NONRESPONDING TO OXYLIPINS 2, mitochondrial-like. The record is from RefSeq and is a predicted model, not a curated record. NCBI's taxonomy places the organism in Eukaryota, Viridiplantae, Streptophyta, Magnoliopsida, Proteales, Nelumbonaceae.